UCGACUCCCACGCCCUGAGUCCCGGCUCGGAAUAAGUACUGUGCGCCGUAGUCUCCUGGGAAUUUCUUUCUCGCUUUGUCAUUUUUGUUUGUUUGUUUCUCGGUUUGUUGUAUUUCUCUCGUUUCCUCUGUUAGCUCACUGUAACGCAGACUCAACGAGAAGUGACCAGACGCAGGCGGAGACGGGAGCGAGCGUUUACCCGGAAGUGAAAGCCGUCCCGUGUCUGUCGGGCUGAAACUUAACGGAUCCCCGAAGGUUCCGACCUCAGAAAGGCGAAAGCUACGGUCCUUCCAUUUUCUUAGAUGCUGAGAUGAAUCGUCACCUGUGUGGUUGGCUCUUUAGACAUUCCUGUCUUAACAGUCAUGGCCAGUGCUACAUCCACCCCCAUUCUCAUCAGUUUACACAGAAACAUCUUGAUACAAAGCUUUGGGUUUUUAGACAAAACAGGAAUCACAUUCUCCAUCAUCUGUUAAGUAAGAAUCAGUCCAGGAGAUGCUAUCAUCAGGUCACCAGGAUGUUCUGGAAGCAUAAAGCACUACAGAAAUAUAUGGAGGACCUGAAUGAGGAGUACCGAGCACUUGAUCAGGGUUUGCAGCAUAUCUCUGUGAAUGAAGGGGACCCAAGGUCCUUCAAUCGAAGGCAUGCUGAGUUGGCACCACUUGUAGCCAUUUACCAAGAAAUUCAGGAGGCUGAACAAGCAAUUGAAGAAUUAGAUUCAAUGUGUAAAAGUCUAAAUAAACAAGAUGAAAAGCAGUUACAAGAGCUUGCAGUGGAAGAGAGGCAAACCAUUGUUCAAAAAAUCAGCAUGUUAUACAGUGAGCUUUUCCAGAGUCUAGUGCCAAAGGAUAAAUGUGACAAGAAUGAUGUUAUAUUAGAGGUGACAUCUGGAAGAACUACUGGGGGUGAUAUCUGCCAACAAUUUACCCGGGAAAUAUUUGACAUGUACCAAAAUUACUCAAGCUAUAAACACUGGAAAUUUGAACUUCUGAAUUAUACACCAGCUGAUUAUGGUGGGCUUCAUCAUGCAGCUGCCCGAAUUUCUGGUGACAGUGUCUAUAGGCAUUUGAAGUAUGAAGGUGGGAUUCACCGAGUUCAACGAAUCCCAGAGGUGGGCCUGUCUUCAAGGAUGCAGCGUAUCCACACAGGAACAAUGUCCGUUAUUGUCCUCCCUCAACCAGAUGAGGUAGAUGUGAAAGUGGACCCCAAGGAUCUGCGAAUAGAUACAUUUCGAGCCAAAGGAGCAGGGGGUCAGCACGUUAAUACAACCGAUAGUGCUAUCAGACUUGUUCAUGUCCCCACAGGACUUGUAGUAGAAUGCCAACAAGAACGGUCACAGAUAAAAAAUAAAGAAAUAGCUUUGCGUGUGUUGAGAGCUAGACUGUACCAGCAGAUUACUGAGAAAGACAAGUGUCAGCAACAAAGUGCUAGAAAACUGCAGGUGGGAACAAGAGCCCAGUCAGAGAGAAUUCGGACAUAUAAUUUCACCCAGGAUAGAGUCACUGAUCACAGGAUAGCUUAUGAAGUUCGUGAUAUUAAGGAAUUUUUAUAUGGGGAGAAGUGCCUUGACCAGCUAAUUCAGAGACUGCUUCAAUCAGCAGAUGAAGAAGCCAUUACUGAAUUUUUGGAUGAAAACCUUAAAUCAGUAAAGUAAAUGCUGACUUAUUUAUUACUAUGUAAAUGAAAUGGACCAUAUCAAGAAGCAGACUGAAGCAUGGAAAUCUUUAUUAAUGUUCAUAAAGUGCAACUAAAUUUAUACAGUUCCAACAAAUACAUUUUUUACAAUCAAGUCACAUUUCUUGACCUAAGAGUUUGUUUUAGUUUUCCUGUAAAGUAUAAUCCAGCUCUUCAAAUAGAAAAUAAGCAUGUGUCAUUGAAAAAAGAAAUAAGAAUUGAGAAUUGAUUGUGUGAUUUAGGAUAGGUUGCUUGUUCUCUUUAUGUCUUUUUUUAACCAUCUAUAAAUAAUUUAAACACAGUUUUCAUCUUAUUACUUCAGGACUUUGCCACAUGGUAAAAUUUAGUGAUACAUGGUUUAUAAACUUCUUUUUAAACUCCUAUUCAAAGACAAAAUACUGUUAAUCAUGUUAAAGUUAGGCAUUAAAAUUCUACUUUUAAGUAAAUAAAUAAAAACAGUAAAGAGUCAGUGACAACAGUGAGCAUCUCUAGGAUACUCACUAUGUAUAAGCUCUUUGAGAGCAGAAUGAAUUUUAUAUAGUACAAACUACAAGCCAAUAUUUAAAGAAGCCUCUCUGCUUGGCUUCUAUUUCUUGUUAUUUUUUGGCUUUUAAUGAGCAUCAACAGAUGUGGUGUAAUAUGAGUAGGUCACUGUAAUGGAUUUUGUGCAGUGGUAUAUGGAUAUAACCUAGCUCAUACCUUACAGAGCUUCCAUACAGUAAGGAAGCCAAUAUAUAAAUCACCAACUAACAAAGUGGCAUGAUUUAUUUAGUAAUUGUUCUCAGGAAGUUUCUUGAUUAAAAGAGGGGUUAUUAUUGUUAGGCUGGAGGAAGGAAAAACAAGGACAUGCAAACAGAACAGAGAGAUGCCAUAGGGGGAGAACAGACCAGACCCCAAGGUCCCUGCCGUAUAUGGAAAGGGGACAGCUCUCCCUGAAUUCCAUCCUGAUGUGCCAACUAAGACCCGGAUGUCAGCCUCCUCCUUCUUGGAAGGAAGAAAAGUGUCUAGUUGUCUAUUAUGUCACCUUUAGCCAAUCAUACCUCUCCACGCCCCCUAGGAUAGCUUGCCCACUCCUGCCCCUCCUAAGCCCUUAUAAGCCCCCACCUCCCUGACUGGGUGUCACUUCCCCAGCCUGUAAUACCCAGACUGUGGAACAUCACCUGGGAGUUGUACUCAAAUAAACUACCUGGCCCCUUGUUGCCUCUCUUCGUCUGCUUAUUUUGGCUAAAAUUUAUCUUACAAUUAUUAUUUUAGACAUUCCUUAGAGGGGAACUGUAUGCCAGGAAAGAUUAGCUCAAAUGGAGUUUUAAGACCAGUGGAAUUAUUUGGAGGUAAAGAUGAGAAUUUUUUUCCCAAAAUUUUUAUUUUGAAAUUUUUCAAGCACAUAGAAAAGUUUAAAAAAUAAUACUUAAUAGUUCAAUGAACAGUGUACCCUCUAGAUUUAACUAAUUUUAACAUUUUGUCAGUUUUUUUCUCUCUCUGCAUACACAUACAUGUGUGUGGUGGUGGUUGGAUCAUUUAAUAGUUGCAGACCUCAUAACACUAGUCCAAAAUAUUUCAGCAUGUCCUAAGAAUAGGGGCAUUCUAUAAAAUCAUAACUCCAUUAUCACACCUUUCCAUAUAAUAAUAAGUAAUGAUUGUAUAAUAUGCUGUAAUAGUUAUUACAUAUUAAGUUUCUUCAGUUAUCUCCAAAAAAGUCUUUUUUAGCUGUUUUUGUUAGUUUUAUCCAAUCAAGGAUCUAACCAAGAUUCACACAUUGCAUUUGCUUAAGUUUUUGGGUUAAUUCUCCAACCUUUCUUUCCACAUCACAUUGACAUUUUGAAGAGUGCCACAAAGGUGUUUUGUAGAAUGCCCUACAUUUAGAUUUGUCUACUGCUUCCUCAGCCUGUUGUUAACUUUCAUCCAUUCUCUCAAUGUGCUAUAAAGGUAAGUCUAAAGAUUAAUUAAAUUUAGAUGAAAUACAUUUGACAAGACCCUACUUCAUAGAGGAUACUAUGAAAUUCAUAUUGUAUCAUAUCAGGAGUUCCACUAGUAGUGAUGCUAAGUUUGGAAAUUCAAAUCUGUCCAUUGUAAUGGUACACGUUCUCCUGAAUAAUUAGUAUGUAAUCUGUGGUGUAGUACUUUUGCAUCAUAUAAACAUUUGAUCCUCAUUGUGUUGGGCAGCUUUUGAGAUGACCCAUGAUACUGUUCCUGGCAUUCAUGCACUUGUGUAAUCUGCUACCCUUGAACUGGACUGGAUACUCUCUUCUAACAACUAGAAUACAACAGAAGUAGUGGGGUUGUCACUUCUGACACUAGGUUAUUAAAAGAAUUGCUUCUGUCAA
Molecule: messenger RNA, 3995 nt
Organism: Manis pentadactyla (Chinese pangolin)
Lineage: Eukaryota; Metazoa; Chordata; Mammalia; Pholidota; Manidae
Gene: MTRF1
Product: mitochondrial translation release factor 1
Exons: 10
Coding region: 311-1651 (446 amino acids)
Biological process (GO): translational termination
Molecular function (GO): translation release factor activity
Source: RefSeq, a predicted model, not a curated record